Messenger RNA from Colletotrichum gloeosporioides, 3129 nucleotides. RefSeq names its product DNA polymerase alpha subunit B. Gene Ontology annotation, cellular component: alpha DNA polymerase:primase complex. Bases 1 to 3129 code for a protein of 1042 amino acids. Gene Ontology annotation, biological process: DNA replication initiation; DNA replication. The transcript is spliced from 6 exons. Lineage: Eukaryota; Fungi; Ascomycota; Sordariomycetes; Glomerellales; Glomerellaceae. The record is from RefSeq and is a predicted model, not a curated record. Gene Ontology annotation, molecular function: DNA binding.
AUGUCUGUCAGCAGUGCCUCGAUCAGAUCCGUAUCCCAGGCAGCCACGAUCGGUGGCACGAAGCAGAAGCUCAAGGUACCGCCUCACAAGGCGAUCCUGUGCCGUACCUGCAAUGAGCUCUUCGACGAUGAGGCGUCUCUGAUCAAGCAUAAGCUGUGGGCUAUGCAAAUUCGAGGCACCCACGCCCACUGCACCGUCUGUGCCAUGGAGUUCAGGACCAUGGACGCCCAGAAACAGCACAUGAUCGAGUCCCAUCCUCAUGAGCAGAACAUCAUUUGCCCCGGAUGUGGCAGCCGCUUCACACGUCUGGCUGGAUUCAUGAAGCACUUGGAGCACGACGAGUGCCCUGAGAUCCGCCGUUCGGACGUGGACAGAAACAGAGCCGAGAAGCUCACUUUCGCUCAUGAGCUCGAGAAGCGGAGCGGUUCGCAGUUCGGCGACUAUUUUCCGAGGCUCCAUCCGAGUGUUCAACAGUCGGCUAUGAGCAACAUCUCCAAGCCGCAGAUGGCACACCCGUCUUUCUUCAGACCCGAAGAUUUCCCUGCGAUUCAGGAGGCCGACGGAGCCUCUAUCCAGGGAAGCUCUACCCAAGGAAGCUCUGCUCAAGAGGACUCUGUUGCUUCGACGAACCUUACGGCCCCAAGUACUCCAAAGACAGAGAGUCUGGGAAGUUCCCAAGGAGCCUCGAAGGUCCAAGAUGUUCACAACCCUCAGCACCCCAACUUCGACGUCAUGAAGUACCACAACCCGUACACUCGCAAGUUCAAGUGCCCCCAUGGAUCUUGCUCGAAGAACUUCGGUUCCGCAGCCACGUUGAUCAGCCACCUCAAGGCCGGUUCGCACAACAUUACGAAGCUCCAGUGCCCCGGUUGCCUGCGGUGGUUCAAAGAUGCGUCUUCCUUGACUGCUCACUCCGAGUCGGAGACGAACCGCUGCCAAAUUCGGUACUCGGAGAACUACCGGGUCUACCUUGACCAGCUCACUGGAGGCAUGGCCGAUGUCGUCGGCAAGAACGAGGAUAAUACCAUCCGGUACGAAGUCAGUACUGAGGCCAUCAUCAAAUUCGGUCCUCAGCAGGCUAAGAAAGCUACGGAGGAUCUCAUGGCGAAGCAGGAAGCAGAGCGUCAAGAGCUUCGGUGCACGAUCACAACCAACGCCAUGGCCGAAGCCGAGCUCAAGCAGCUCUUCACCACUGGGGACAAGGGCCUCGAGCCCGAUGUCCUGUCUGAACUGCAGUCCAUCAUGCGCUUGCAUGAGCUUUCCGCCGAGGACCUCUUCUACAAAUGGGAGUCGUACUGCAUCAAGAUGGACAUAGACGCCAUGAACCCCCAGAUAAGCCCUAUGCGCAACUUCAAGAAAUAUCUCCAGGACGCAUUGGAGAGGGCCAACAAACAACAGACACACAUCAAGACCGAGAAGCGCGCACACGGUACCCCUAGGGCGAGAGGCGGGGAUGUGUUCGGCAUGCUGGAUGGCUUGGUGCCCAGCACGCCGUCGUCUGGGAGGUUGAACAAGCCGAGCAGUUUGCGGAAGAAGGAGACACCAACCAUGUCAAGGAUCAAGGCAGAGAUUCCGUCUAGUUCUCCGGACUACAAGGGGUCGUCGAAGAUGGAGGACCAACUCAGUUCUAUGCAGUCCCCGAGUUCCUUCAACGACAGACAGAAUGCCGGCGAUACGAUUGAAGUGCUAAACGACCACCUCAACGCCCCCGAAGUCCCAAUCUGCCCUUAUUCCGAACCCCGCAUCAAGUUGACGGCCGCAUCAGACCAAAAGAAGCUUGCGUACAAGCCCCUUGCUAUGAAGCUGUCUGAAGCGUCAGAGAUUCUCGACGACAGGAUAGACGAGUUCAUGGGUAUCGUCCAAGAGUACCACAAGCUUGAUCUUUCGGAGUUUGGUAAUGCGGCAUCUCAGAGCACUACGGCUGUAAUUGCUGUCGGUCGCAUUGCGUCCGAUGCGCCGGAGGGAAAGCUGAACGCAGCGUCGCUGGUACUGGAGCUCUCGAGGCGGAUGGGUGGCGGUCAACGAGUCUCGUUGAACAUGCGCAGUGUCAAGAAGGGCUUCAGCUUUUUCCCUGGUCAGAUCGUGGCAUUGAAGGGUAUCAACACCUCCGGCAAUGAAUUCCUCGUCGAGGAAGUUCUUGAAGUGCCCCUCCUUCCCAAUGCCGCCUCGACGCCUGCUACAUUGGCUGCACACCGUGAAAAGCUGCGAGGAGACCCAGACGCCAUGGACACCGACUCGGACCCUGCACCGCUCAACAUCAUCUACGCUUCCGGGCCCUACACCGCAGAUGAUAACCUCGAUUUCGAGCCUCUGCAUGCCCUCUGCGACCAGGCGGCCGAUACGUAUGCCGAUGCUCUGGUUCUCACUGGACCGUUCAUUGACAGUGAACAUCCUCUGAUUGCCAUUGGCGACUUCGACCUUCCCGAGGAAGCCGUCAUCGACCCAGACACCGCCACGAUGUCCACUGUCUUCAAGUACCUUUUCUCCCCUGCACUUAACCGUCUCGUCUCGGCGAACCCUAGUAUCACCAUUCUCCUGAUCCCCUCGGUGCGAGAUGUCAUCGACAAGCACGUCUCAUGGCCUCAAGACUCUGUCUUGAAGAAGGACCUUGGCCUUCCAAAGACAGCAAGAAUCGUCACCAACCCCAUGACCUUGUCAAUGAACGAAAUGGUCAUGGGCAUUUCUUCCCAGGAUAUUCUCUGGCAGCUGAAGCACGAGGAACUUGCAGCACGCCCAUCAGACACCAACCCCCUCUCAAGACUUUCCCGGCAUCUACUCGAGCAGAGGCACUUCUUCCCGCUCUUCCCACCCACAGACCGUAAAAAAUUGCCCAAGACAGGCACAGAGGAGGGCAUGCCACCAGGCGCCAUGCUGGAUCUCAGCUACCUUAAGCUCGGCGAGAUGGUAAACGUUCGCCCUGAUGUUUUGAUUGUCCCCAGUUUCCUCCCGCCGUUCGCAAAGGUCGUCGAGAGCGUGCUCGUAAUCAACCCAGGCUAUCUGUCCAAAAGGCGAGGCGCAGGCACGUAUGCGCGCUUGACGCUGUUCCCACCAAAGGUCGACACAUCAUCAGAAACCAUGGUAAGCCAUGGUAUCUUUGAUCGCGCGCGUGUGGAGGUCAAGAAAAUCUGA